Molecule: messenger RNA, 2817 nt
Organism: Didymosphaeria variabile
Lineage: Eukaryota; Fungi; Ascomycota; Dothideomycetes; Pleosporales; Didymosphaeriaceae
Exons: 1
Coding region: 1-2817 (938 amino acids)
Source: RefSeq, a predicted model, not a curated record
AUGAUCCGGUUGCUCCAUGUCAGGACAAAAGAGUUCAAGGAAUUUCACGAUCUCAGCUCAGUGCCAGACUACGCCAUUCUAUCCCACAGAUGGGUCCAUACGCUAAGAAAUGGAAAAUAUCGAGCGCUUGAACUAUCGUUCACAGAGUUCUCCUUGGGAACCGGCGAUGAUCGAGGAUACGCGAAAAUCGACAAAGCUUGCGAGGCUGUUCGCGACUUGUCACAAAAUCUUCGUACCGUCCUCGAUUGGAUAUGGAUCGACAGUUGCUGUAUUGACAAGAACAACAACGAAGAGCAUUCGGAAGCUAUCAAUUCAAUGUAUGAGUGGUAUGCAAAAUCCUACGUAUGCAUCGCCUAUUUGGAUGAUGCAGAUCCAUUCGAUGAAGACAACCCCUCUGAAUGGUUCAAGAGAGGCUGGACCCUCCAAGAGCUCAUAGCGCCCGAGAGAGUCCUUUUCUACAACAAAGAUUGGAUCGGUUGCGGCAGCAGGAAUAGCUACAAUCCAGGCACAUACGAUCAGCAUUCAUUCCAAGACCAAAGUCGGGCAAUCGCCUCUAUCACUCGCAUAGACACCGCGCUACUUAAGCUCGAGAAGCGUAAGGACAUCAAAAGACGGCUGAACUCCAUCCCUGCAUGCCAGAAGAUGUCAUGGGCAUCAGACCGGAGCACUACCAAAGACGAGGAUAUGGCCUACUGUCUGAUCGGUAUUUUCGAUAUACCUCACAUGUAUUUGAAGAGAGGAGAAGGCAAGCGUGCCUUCCUCCGCCUUCAGGAAGAGAUCAUUAAGCAAAGCAACGACUUGACCCUGUUCGCGUGGAAGCUUUCUGGGGACGCUGACGAUGCUUGCAUGGACGACAAUUGCCUUAGCUUGGGAGACAUGAGCGAAAACGCCCCGGAAAACGCGCCAUUCUUCGACUCCAGUCCAACUUCAGGCUUACAUGGGAUAUUCGCAUGCGGCCCACGUCAUUUUCGGUAUGCUUCGCAAAUAGAGCCAACACAGCUCGCCGUAUAUAACGACGAGGUCACCAUUACCAGUAGGGGGGUUAAACUCACCACUCCGCUGCUGGGUUCAGGACCCUUUCUUCCGUUCAAAAUGCCCCUAUACUGCACAGAUGGAGAUUCCUCAAAUCUCUUGAGCAUUGAGCUUCGACUCCUUGGAGGAUCUAUUUACGCUCGUGCUAAUUGCGCGCAACUACCUCUGAUCCGCAAAGGAGCGAAGGUGAUCCCCAAUCAGGAUGAUGUUUACUUGGCACACAACGUUCAUCACUUCCAGGAUUGUGCGGGGCAAAUGCAUAAGCAUGCCAUACGCCUACCAGAAUCGAUACUCGAUCAUUUGCAACGUGUGCACGUAUCACCAGGCUAUCUAUGGAGCAGUAAGCACAAUCUGGUGAUCACAAAUGGGCGUCGGUUUUUUGUCGGCUACGCGAACUAUCAAUCUAACAGGUCAUCGAAGACCGUGGUCACUUUGCUCUUCGGUCUAGACCACUUACAAAGACCAUGGUUCUGCCUAUCCAAUGCGGACGAAAGCUUCGAACCACAUAGUCUAGAAAGCCGGAAGCUAUACCUAGAGCGAGUUUGGCGACCAGCUAGCCAACACGCCCAGACAGCCUACCUCGACGACGAGAAAACCUUCAACAUUAACCAGAUGGAUCCCAACGGAUACUUACUGGGUUCAAUGCGAGCAAAUCGUCAGCGAUACUGCGAUCGAGAUAUUUUCGAGGUGGAGUUUCUGCACACCUGGCAGAGCCAAAAUACCACCAGAAUGGACGCAGAACUAAAUAGCAAGGACAGCAGCUCACCUGCCAUGGUAGCUGAUACAAAUACAACCGAUCCUGUCGGACUAACCCACGCGAGUCCUAUCUUCGGCCCACAAACCACUUCUGACGAAUUUGAGAUCUAUCCAUCAGCCGGACAAUCCGCUGACUACAAUGACCUCUUUAAUCCUCUAUUUGAUCCUGCUAUAGGUGUCUCCUACGAAUUCCCUGUACCAUCUGAUAGCUUUAGUUGGGAAGACGUGGAGUGGGGAGUUUCGGACUUCGAUGUGCGAAUGCCCCUAAGUCCUCCUCCUCCAUCUGCAAACAGUGGUACAAUCGCAUACCAGCCUACGGGAGUAACACAACAGUUUCCUCAGCCUCAUAUGUCUCCAGCAGGCAGCCCGUACACUUCCAUAGGGUUGACGCCACAAGUCCGACCUUUCCCCAGCAUCGCACAUGCAGGAUUACAACGCAGCGACGCCCCAAGGCCCCACUUCGCGCCAGUGGCAGGUCCUGCGCAAAUUCCUCAUACCCAGCCGAGCAGUGGCAAUCAUGCACCACAGGACUAUCAGAUGCAACUCAUGCUUCUAGAUCAGCAAAAUAAGAAGCGCUUGUUGAUGGCUAAGCAAGAACGAGAUGGCAACGACAGUCACACGCCAGACCAAGGCCAGCAUGAACCGCAGGACUAUCAGAUGCAACUCAUGCUUUUAGAACAGCAAAACAAGAAGCGCUUGUUGAUGGCUAGGCCAGAGCAAGAUGGCAACAAAAGUAAUACGAUACUCCAAGGCCAGCAGAUGCAUCUCAUGAUCUUAGAACAGCAAAACAAGAAGCGCUUAUUGAUGGCCAGGCAGGAGCAAGAUGCCAACAACGGGGGCACUCUAUCCCAAGGCCAGCAUGAACCGCAACAAGAUCAAACAAAAGAACUUGAAAGUAUUGCAGAGGUAGGGGAACAGUCACCUUCAAGGUCGAUCAGCGAGAGCGACCCGAAUCAUGACUUACAAGACCAACCAAUGCGGGAUGUGGAAAGCAGCCAGGACGAAGCCAAAGAGAACCAGGGGAAGUGA